Parnassius apollo (apollo) is the source of this 1950-nucleotide messenger RNA. The record is from the annotation of a GenBank genome assembly. NCBI's taxonomy places the organism in Eukaryota, Metazoa, Arthropoda, Insecta, Lepidoptera, Papilionidae.
UUGAUAGACGUCUGUGAUUCUAAGUAUUGCACUGCUUUGGAGACUGCUGCAGGUGGUCGGUUGUACAACGUGGUGGUGGACACUGAGGUGACCAGCAAGCUAUUGCUGCAGCGCGGGCAGCUGCAGACUCGCACCACUAUCAUCCCGCUCAACAAAAUCACUGGACACAUCAUCGACCGCAAGACUGUGAGUCUGGCGCAAGAAAUUGGCGGCGGUCCGGAGAACGUGCAGCUGGCUCUAGACCUGGUGUCAUACGAUCAGCGACUCAAACCUGCCAUGGCGUGGGUGUUCGGUGGCACGCUGGUGUGCCGCGACCUGGACACAGCGCGUCGCGUCACGUUCCACCCGCGCGUGCGGCGCCGCGCCGUCACGCUCGACGGUGACGUGUUCGACCCGGCCGGUACGCUGUCGGGUGGAGCCCGCGCCCAGGGUGGGUCGGUGCUGAUGCAGCUGCAAGAGCUGAAGCAGCUGGAGGCGGAGCUGCGUGAGGUAGAACAACAGUUGUCUGCAUGCACCGCCGAGUUGAACUCGCUCCAGCAGCUUGCAGAUAAACAUGUUGCGCUACAACAGAAGUUGGAGGUGUCGCGGCACGAGCUGGGCGUGGCGCAAGCGCGCGUGGCUGCCACGGCGCACGCGCAGCUGCAUGCAGAGAUACACGCGCUCAAACAAAAGGUAGAACAAUUGAGUGCGGCUGUAGAGCGAGAUAAAGUGACACAAAACGAGACAGCUGCCAGGGCGAAGGAGCUGGAAGCAAAAGUGAAAGAUAUCAAAGGGCAUCGGGAGAGAGAAUUCAAAAAAGCAGAGGAGGCAUUGAAAAAGGCCAAAAAGGAUGCAGAGAAUCACAGUACUUCGUGGAAGAAACGGGAACAAGAGUUUGAAACCCUGAAGCUGGAGGUCCGCGAAUUGGAGCAAGCCGUGGCAACGAGUACCCAACAACUGGAAGAAACCAAUGAGGCCUCCAAAGCUUUGCAAGAAAACCUUACUGCGGCGAAAAAUGAACAUGCUAAUGCCUUGGAAACCGUUAGAGAAAUACAAGCAAAAAUUAAACAGCAAAAAGCAGAGAUAGCAAGUCGUAGUGGCGAUAUUGCAAAGCUAUCACAAAAGAAGGAAAAAUUGCAUAAAAAUAAUAAUGAGCUUGAGUUAAAAAUAAAGGAGUUGGACUACAAGAUUAAAGAGUUACAGACUGAAGCCACUGAGUGUGAAAAGAAGAUAAAAUCAUUGGAGACCGAGAACCCGUGGAUUCUAUCGGAGCGGCAGUACUUCGGCGCUGCCGGUGGGCUGUACGACUUUGCUGCGAGACAAGUUGGCGUAGCUGGGCAGCGGCUGCAGCAGCUGCAGGAGCGGCGCGACAAGCUGGCACGCGGCCUCAACGCACGCGCUCACACGCUGCUGGGCAAGGAGGAGGAGCAGUAUCAAGAUGUGAUGAGGAAAAAGAAGAUUGUAGAAGCAGAUCGUAAGAAGCUCGUUCAAGUAAUGGCCGAAUUAGACGAGAAAAAAAAACUUACUCUUGUCGCUGCUUGCGAACAGGUGAACCGCGACUUCGGAUCAAUCUUCAGCACGCUACUGUCGGGCGCACAGGCGCGUCUCACGCCGCCGCCCGGCCUCUCCGUGCUCGACGGGCUCGAGGUUAAGGUGGGGUUCAACGGGCAGUGGAAGGAGUCGCUGGGCGAGCUGUCGGGCGGGCAGCGCUCGCUGGUGGCGCUGUCGCUGGUGUUGGCCAUGCUGCUGUUCAAGCCGGCGCCGCUCUACAUCCUGGACGAGGUGGAUGCUGCGCUGGACCUCUCGCAUACGCAGAAUAUCGGACACAUGCUCAAGGAGCACUUCAAGCACUCGCAGUUCAUCAUCGUGUCGCUGAAGGACGGCAUGUUCAACAACGCCAACGUGCUGUUCCGCACCAAGUUCGUGGACGGCAUGUCCACCGUUCAGCGCACAGUCAACACGCAUCGCUGA